GUCAAAUUCAGAAGACAAAACUGGUAGCCAGGCAACUUCCCAAAUAUGAUGCCACCACUCAGUAACAAAAAACCUUAAUAUCAAAGUAACCAUUUUUUGUUUUUCAUAUUUAUUUUUUCUCCUUUCUAGCUGUUCCAUCACCAUAAGCAGAUCCAAAUUCACAACCAAGAACUUCCCAAACCCCAAAGACAAAGGAGAAAAUGAGUGGUGAAGAGAAAAACAGAGCUGUAGUUGUAGAUCACCAGCACCAUCAGUACGGAACUUUCCAAGGAGUAGCCAACUACCCUCCUCCUCCUCCUCCUCCACAGCACCAGCACCAGCACCAGCACCAUCAGCCAGCUAUUGGGUUUCCUCAGCCUGUUCCACCUCCUGGCCUUCAUGAACCCUCUGCUCCUCCUCCUCAAUAUUACCCCCAACCCCAAGGUUACCAAACUGUUCCAGGAUAUGCUGUCGCUGAAGGAAGACCAGUAAGAGAGCGUCGCCUACCUUGCUGUGGCAUUGGUAUUGGAUGGUUCUUGUUUAUCAUUGGUUUCUUCCUUGGGGCCAUCCCCUGGUACAUUGGAUUGUUUAUUCUAGUUUGUGCAAGAAUAGACUACCGGGAGAAACCAGGAUAUAUUGCUUGCACAAUUGCUGCCAUUCUUGCUACAAUUGCAAUUGUUCUUGGUGUUACAAAGGGGGCUCAUGAUUGGUAAGCUCUUCCGAGAGUGUAAAGGAUGGAAAAUAAUGUAUAUGCCUUUUCCUGAAAGCUAUCUUUAUGACAAUUUGCUAGAAGAUUUGUGUGAACUAUAGUGGAAAUCAUGAAUGAUGGAACAUUAGUAAUAUCUGUUUAUUAUCAGUGCUUGAUAGCAAUGCAGAUUGUUACUCUAUAAAGUUUUACUAAGACUUAUUAAGCAAAUAUGAAGCAUAUAGGUGCUAAUUGUAUCAUGUUUGCAUGGUAUCUAUCUAUACCUAAAAAGGAAAACUUAGUUCAGUUGGAUUC
Molecule: messenger RNA, 979 nt
Organism: Theobroma cacao (cacao)
Lineage: Eukaryota; Viridiplantae; Streptophyta; Magnoliopsida; Malvales; Malvaceae
Product: large ribosomal subunit protein eL20z
Source: RefSeq, a predicted model, not a curated record